UUACAGUUUAAAGGUUAUGGAAGUCCUCUACAUCUUCCAUGAAGGAGCUAUACUGAAAUUAGGGAUCAAAGCGAGACGCAGCGUGUAGGUUGCCUGGAGUUGUGGCUCAUGCCACACCAAAGCCCGGCCCCAAACUCUCAGCUGUACCACAUAACCCCAUUUCUGGAAUAGGGCCAGGAGGGAUUGGGUGCACAGGACUGCUGUUAUGCCCCUCACCGAACAAGAGCACAAACCCUGGUCUGCACUGAAGUCUCUCCUCAUUCUUAUGCACCAGGGCUUGCUCGGGCAUCCUCGAUAUCCCCCUCCCGUCGUGCCGGGGCAGUUCCCGGGAGCUCCGCAGUUUUCGGCAUGGCAGUGGACUGGUUCGGCUUUGGCUACGCCGCCCUGGUGACAUCAGGAGGGCUCAUUGGCUAUGCAAAAGCAGGCAGUGUUCCAUCACUAGCUGCUGGCCUUUUCUUUGGGGGUUUGGCUGGAUUGGGUGCUUAUCAGCUCUCACAGAAUCCAAGUAAUAUUUGGCUUUCUCUGAUUACAUCUGGAACACUGUCUGCCAUCAUGGGAACAAGAUUUUACAACUCCAGAAAAUUCAUGCCUGCGGGGCUAAUUGCUGGUGUCAGUUUGCUAAUGGUUGGAAGAUUAGCACUGAAGAUGUUGGAAAAGCCCCAGGAGAAGUAGCUGAUCAUUUUACAGCCUAAUAUCUGGAUAAGGAAACCUGAUAAAGAGGUUGCAUAAAUUCAGAAGCAUGAAGAUGGAACAAUUUUCUAUAUCAAGGCAUUUUUUGCCUUUUUUUAUAUAAAGGGGAGUACAAUGAUGGGACAGAUAGUUUAUAAACUUUCGUUUAUAUACAUUUGUUUCAGUGAUCAGGUAGACCUAUUUGUGUCCAGAGAGAAACGGGUCCUGGGUUUGAUUUUUCCAGAUAUGAAUCAGUGUAUUUUAACACUUCCAGUUUUUAUAUUCCAAAAUAUUUUGCUGACAUAAAUGAAGCAGACCAAACCUGUAAUUAAGAAAAUAACCACAAAGAGGCACUGGGAGUAAUUUGCUAAAUACAACAGUGUAUCUCAAAGCUUUUGUACUUAGUAUUACAGCAUGCUUUACCUGUUGCAUCUGAGUUGAUACACCACAUCUGCAUAACACCAAACAGAUCUUACAUUUUUAUUCUGAAAUUAUGCUAAAAUGUUGCUUUUGUACAAGUAAAUUCUAUUACAAACCUUUA
Molecule: messenger RNA, 1210 nt
Organism: Empidonax traillii (willow flycatcher)
Lineage: Eukaryota; Metazoa; Chordata; Aves; Passeriformes; Tyrannidae
Product: transmembrane protein 14C-like
Exons: 5
Coding region: 349-672 (107 amino acids)
Biological process (GO): regulation of heme biosynthetic process
Cellular component (GO): mitochondrial membrane
Source: RefSeq, a predicted model, not a curated record